CUCGCCUUGACAACUUCGCGAGCAGCGCCGGUAAAGGCAUCAUACACACCUUUAUCAUGUCUCUCACCUACUCGACUGAGAGGCAGGUCGCCAUUGCCGCCGUGAGGAGAGCCUGUGCGCUCACUUCUUCUGUUUUCAACAAGCUCGUUCGGAACGAGACGUUGACGAAGGAUGACAAGAGCCCUGUCACUGUCGGUGACUUCUCUGCCCAAGCUGUCGUCAACAUCAUCCUCGGGCGCACAUUCCCCAAAGACCCUAUCGUCGGUGAAGAAGACUCUGCCGACUUACGCGGAGAUUCCAGCGCAUCGCUGCGAGAGCGUGUGGUCGAACUUGCGAAUGAGGCGUUAACUGCACCUCUGCAAACGGGAGAGAAGGAGCAGUGGGGCCUGGGCCCCUCCAACGCCCGAACAGCGGAAGAGCUCAUGGAUGCCGUCGAUCGCGGUAACUACCCUGGCGGGCGCACAGGACGCAUGUGGACGCUGGACCCCAUCGACGGCACGAAGGGAUUCCUGCGCGGAGAGCAGUACGCAGUCUGCCUCGCGCUCCUCGUCGACGCACGUGUCCAACUCGGCGUCAUCGGGUGCCCCAACCUCCCCGUCGACCCCGCCAACCCUUCCGGCGCACGAGGCUGUAUCUUCGUCGCCGAGCGCGGGCACGGCGCGUAUCAAAUCCCGGUGUCAGCGUCGGAGGCGGCCGCAGGGGCGGAGCGGCGCCUGGUGAUCCCGUCGUUCGCGCCCGACCAGCUGAGCUUGCUCGAGAGCGUGGAGAAGGCGCACUCGAAGCUGUCGUUCAACGAGCGCGUGGCGCAUCUGCUUGGCGUGACCCGCCCGCCGACCCGCAUGGACAGCCAGGCGAAGUACUGUGCGCUCGUGAGGGGCGAGGGUGGGGUGUACCUCCGGAUGCCCACUGGCACAGGGUACAAGGAGAAAAUUUGGGAUCAUGCUCCUGGGUCGGUCCUUGUCGAAGAGGCGGGCGGUGUGAUUACAGACUCACGCGGAGAGCCGCUGGACUUCGGUUUGGGGAGAACCCUUGGAGAAAACUAUGGAGUUGUCGCAGCCGGAAGGGACGUGCACUCCAGGGUCAUCGAGGCGGUGAAGCGUGCCAAGGAGGAAGAGGCGAAAGGGGAUGCUCAGGGACAGUAAUUAAAUCUGGAUGCGCUAUUGAGCUUCCGAGUUUCUGACUAUCCAUUUAUAAUUCUCCGCCACAAGGCGAUCGCGUGUGUGGUGUAAUGGUAACAUAGGGUCUUCCCAUGGCCCUGCCUCGGGUUCGAUUCCCGGCGCACGCAUGCCAUGUUCCAAAUGAUCCCUUUUCUCAUCUGCGUAUUAUAGGGGGAAAAAACACUGAUCUUCUUUAUGUAGU
Laetiporus sulphureus 93-53 is the source of this 1359-nucleotide messenger RNA. RefSeq names its product 3(2),5-bisphosphate nucleotidase HAL2. Lineage: Eukaryota; Fungi; Basidiomycota; Agaricomycetes; Polyporales; Laetiporaceae. Bases 57 to 1142 code for a protein of 361 amino acids. The record is from RefSeq and is a predicted model, not a curated record. Gene Ontology annotation, molecular function: 3'(2'),5'-bisphosphate nucleotidase activity. The transcript is spliced from 4 exons. Gene Ontology annotation, biological process: sulfate assimilation.